AGCAGCGAUCUACUUCCUGUGUAGACCUCUAGCCGAUUUCACGUCCAGACGGCAGCAGAGACUGCGACUACCGUGUCACCCAAGAUGCUGGCCCUCAUAAACAGGCUGUUGGACUGGUUCAGGACCCUCUUUUGGAAAGAGGAGAUGGAGCUUACAUUGGUGGGACUUCAGUACUCUGGAAAAACCACAUUCGUCAAUGUGAUUGCGUCAGGCCAGUUCAGUGAAGACAUGAUUCCCACAGUCGGUUUCAACAUGCGGAAGGUCACUAAAGGCAAUGUGACAAUAAAGAUAUGGGACAUAGGGGGACAGCCACGCUUCAGAAGCAUGUGGGAGCGCUACUGUAGAGGAGUCAAUGCUAUUGUUUACAUGGUGGAUGCAGCAGACCAAGAGAAGAUAGAAGCUUCCAGAAACGAACUGCACAACCUUUUAGAAAAACCACAGCUACAAGGAAUUCCCGUUCUAGUACUGGGAAACAAGCGAGACCUACCAAACGUACUUGAUGAGAAGCAGCUCAUUGAAAAAAUGAAUCUGUCCGCCAUUCAGGAUCGAGAGAUCUGCUGCUAUUCCGUCUCCUGCAAAGAAAAAGACAAUAUAGAUAUCACGCUGCAGUGGCUCAUCCAGCAUUCAAAGUCACGGCGAAGCUGAAAAUGAAGCCCCCCCUCCCCAGUUGCAGGUCUGGCCUCAGCCCCCUAAUGGCCAUGGGACCUUGACAGCCAUCCUUUCCACUGCCUCUGAAGUAAUCCAGCUAUCUGCUCACUACCUGCACCACCCAGUACACUACCAUAGAUGUGUAGCCACUGUACAGCACUACCGCCACCCCAACUGUCUGGAGUGUAGAAAAGUUGUUUCAGUGCUCUGCUAGAAGGUGGAUUGUCCACACCCCCCAUCAUGCCUUAUCGCCAGUCAUUACGGACAUGCUCUGUGUUUGAGUAAAAAAAAAAAAAAAAAAUAGAUAUAGAUAUAUAGAUAGAUAUAUAUCGAGAGAUAUCGAGAGAGAGAGAGAGCGCUUCUGUUCCCUUGUGCUGUUCCCCAGCUUCACUCAGACGGACUUCCUCUAACCCCACAUUUAAACAUCCGUUCUGUUGCUCGUCAGCAUUUGCUGUUUACAUGACAAAGUUGUGAUUGUAGUUUCUAACAGUUAUUUGCCAAAUACUGAUGGUGGCUUGUGCUAAUACCUUCGAUUCCUGAUGAAAUCAUCAGGUAGCCUGCAGUUUAUUUGCUAGCGAAUGAAAGUAUCUAUUUUAUUAAGUGACUUAAGUCGAAGUUUACACAUAACGUAAAGGUGAAUAGAAGACUGAGUUGUUUUGGGUCAGCUGAGUUUCACAAGUGCCUUCGGCUAAGUGAGUGUUCCAAUCAGACAGUUAUUGCCCAAUGCGACUUCUAACCCACUAUUAUAAAUAAACACUUGGUACAGUCACGGCAUAAAUCCCUUGAUUACACUUAAAACCACAUUGCUACAAUCAUGUUAUGUUUUGUAAUAUCAUAAAUGCAUUAUGAUGUCUUGAGAAAAGACACUUCUGUACUAACUGAGGAAUGAAGUGAUGGUGCGGUGAAUGAGAAAAUGUUACAUUUGCUUUGGUUUCUGGAUCAUUUGAAUGUUUGUUUCACCUGUAGCCUUUUUUGUAGCUUGAAAUGUGGGCUAACUUUUUCUUGCAGUUCUCAGGUUGUUAAAGGAUUUUUUUGAAACAAUGUUAUUGUCUGAAAACCGUAUGGGUGUGUCCAGGGAUGUUUUAUAAUCCCUAGUCUGUUCGGGUUGGAUAACAGAAAGCCAGUGUUAGUCAUGAUGACGGAGUUUACAGAGAACAGAAGGUUGGAUGCUUGAUGUCAUUAAUGCCCUGCCACGCCCUUUUCUGAAUCCUGCUAAGCAGGCCAAGGACGACGGUCUCCUCUAAAAGCGAUGUAUUAAUUGACCGUUUCCUUUCAGCGACAAGACAAUGAUUUCUCACAGGUUUGAUUACUGUAUAUUAAUCUGCGCCUUGCUUGGCAAGUGCAUCAUGAUCAAUUAAUUAUUUUGCUGUGUGUGAGUGUUGCUGGAUCAGUUUGAGUUCUCCCUUCUGCUACGAGGCUUUAUGCAGACCUACACGGCUUCUGCAUUUUACUGUAAUGUUUUCUACAAGUCCAUCACACACGCUCUGUUACCUCACAUGUUCUGCAUCUGUCGCUGAUCGUCGUAAUCCUGAAGUGUUGAUUGUUUGGACCACAGCAGCAGUGAGGGGCUGUAACUUUUGGGUGACCGUGUGGGUAAUUUGGGAGAAAGCUUUGGUACCUGUGUAAUAAUAUAGCCUAUUUGCAAUUUGUAUGUGCAUGUGCUGAACUUAAUUCACAUUCAAUUGCAGACUUUGUAAAUACGAUUUAGCAUUUUUAUUACAACAAAUGCUCCUGUAGGUGUCAUGCAUUCUUUCCCUGUGAUGAUUGCUAAUAAAUUAGUUUUUAUUUUUAAGGAU
Cottoperca gobio is the source of this 2444-nucleotide messenger RNA. RefSeq names its product ADP-ribosylation factor-like protein 8B. The coding region runs from base 85 to 645 and encodes 186 amino acids. The record is from RefSeq and is a predicted model, not a curated record. Gene Ontology annotation, cellular component: lysosomal membrane. The transcript has 7 exons. Gene Ontology annotation, molecular function: GTPase activity; GTP binding. Gene Ontology annotation, biological process: anterograde axonal transport; protein transport. Lineage: Eukaryota; Metazoa; Chordata; Actinopteri; Perciformes; Bovichtidae.